Messenger RNA from Gadus chalcogrammus (walleye pollock), 1148 nucleotides. RefSeq names its product MORN repeat containing 4 (gene morn4). Lineage: Eukaryota; Metazoa; Chordata; Actinopteri; Gadiformes; Gadidae. The record is from RefSeq and is a predicted model, not a curated record. Bases 116 to 556 code for a protein of 146 amino acids. The transcript has 5 exons.
UGUGAGAAGGUAUGGAGAAAUGGGAUGCAUCGUACCCGGUAAUUCUACGCUAUUUGCUAAUUUAAGGUAGAUUCCAUGGUCUACAGGAGGCAAACGUAGCGCACAGCAGGGUAGCAUGACUCUGACCAGGGGACCCUUCACCUACGCCAGUGGGGAAGAGUAUCAUGGAGAGUGGAAGGAAGGUCGGAGGCACGGCAUUGGCCAGCUCAAGUUCCAGGAUGGGAGCUGCUUCACGGGCCAGUUUCAGAAUGGACUCUUUCACGGUUCUGGCGUUCUGCUGUUUACAGACGGAUCAAGAUAUGAAGGAGAAUUUGCCCAGGGAAAGUUCCAAGGCACAGGAGUCUUCGGUCGCUAUGAUGGCAUGAUGUUUGAGGGGGAAUUCAAAAGCGGACGUGUUGAAGGAUACGGGCUGCUGACCUUCCCAGACGGGGCUCACGGUGUACCGCGGAACGAGGGUCUGUUCAAGAACCACAAGCUCCAGAAGAGGGAGAAGUGUCCCGGGGUGGUUCAGAGAGCCAAGGCCUCAGCCGGCACUGCCCGCAGCCUGGCACUAUGACCCUGAGCUCCACCCCCACCGGCUCCACCAGCCUGGCACUAUGACCCUGAGCUCCACCCCCACCGGCUCCACCAGCCUGGCACUAGGAGCCAGGGGCGUUACAGCACCUUUCAGCAGGGCCUCAGGGAUGAACACCUUAACUUGAGCUUUUCUACUGCUCCCUCUAUCUUUCUCACUCUUUCUCUCUUUUUAUCUCUCUCUCUGUCGCUCUCUCUUUUUUUUUAAUCUGCCUCUGCUCCUUGCUUUAGCUCUGCCUUCACGAUGGCUUUGAAUGCAUCUCACGCGCCUUGUGAACACAUAACCGACGACAGUAUGAUUGGUUCUAAAUGCACAAUUUCAUAUUGAUUUCCUUCAUCUUGUUCAUUGUGCUGCUGGAAGAAGCAUGUACGCACUAGAAGCUGUUGUGCCGCUUCUCAAACAGGAUGUUUAAUGUAUCUCAGAACCGUCUUUAGCCUCUACCAUAUCUGAUAGUUUGCAGUCGUAGCAGACGACGAGAUCGUGUUAUGUGUCUGAUGUUACAGAUACGAGAUCGUGUUAUGUGUCUGAUGUUACAGAUACGAGAUCGUGUUAUGUGUCUGAUGUUACAGAUACG